AUGGCUAAAAGCACCAUCCGUGAUCCUCACUCUCCUCUUCACAUGUAUCAUCAGCCAGGAGACUUCAUUAUUGGUGGCAUUGUUAGUUAUGGUGGUUUUGUCUCAAGUCCGACAUCCUUCACUGAAGACCCCCCACCAGACUUGCUUGAAGAACUUGUCAUAUUGCCAAAGAAUUACCAGCAUCUCCUGGCCUUUGCAUUUGCAGUAAAAGAGAUCAAUGAAAACCCUCACAUAUUGCCCAAUCUAACUCUUGGAUUCCACAUCUAUGACAGCUAUCUCGAUGCAAGGAGAACUUAUCAUGCAACCAUGUUACUUCUGUCAUUACUGGAGAGAUUGGUCCCCAACUACAUUUGUGACAUUCAGAAUAACCUAACUGCAGUUAUUGGGGGAUUAGACUCUGAAAUUUCUCUUCACAUAGCAAAUAUCUUGGAUAGCUAUAAGGUUCCACAGCUAAUAUAUGGCACUGCUCCAGUCAUGAAUGAUAAGACUCCAGGACUUCCCUUCUACCAGACGGUUCCUCAGGAAGCCCUUCAGAAUGAGGGGCUUCUCUCCUUGCUCCUGCAUUUCAGGUGGACGUGGAUUGGACUUGCUUUUAUGGAUACUGACAAUGGAGAAAGAUUUCUGCAAGCUGUAUUGGCCAUGUUUCCUGACAGUGGUGUUUGUUUUUCAUUCAUAGAAAGAAUCCCCAAAUUUAGUUAUGUCACUGAAGUUUAUGGCAUGUUCGAACAUGGAACAAAAUUACAUGUUAAACUGUUAGACACAAAAGCCAACGUAAUGGUGGUCCAUGCAGAAUCAUAUUCUUUUGCUAUUUUUAGAUGGUUGCCAUAUUUAUCAGAACUGGAGAACCAGGCAAGCAAACUUAAAGGCAAAGUAUGGAUAAUGACAGCCCAGAUGGAGAUCAGUUCAUAUACCUACCAAAGGAACUGGGAUACAGAAAUAUUCCAUGGAAUUCUCUCUUUCAGGAUUCACUCCAAUGACUUACCAGGUUUCAAGUCAUUUGAGGAGAGCAGAAAUCCGUUCUGCACAAAAGGAGAUGGUUUUAUCAGGGACUUUUGGCAACGAACAUUUGACUGUAAAUUCCCAGAUACAGUAGGGGAUGACAUGGACAGUCAGUUUUGCACUGGGAGAGAAAAGUUGGAGAGCCUCCCUGGGACUUUUUUUGAAAUGAGCAUGACGGGCCAAAGCUACAGCAUUUACAAUGCAGUCUAUGCUGUAGCCCAUGCUCUACAUGCCAUGUCCUCAUCUAAACACAGUCACAGAACAAUGAUGGAUACUAAAAGAAAUAAGCUUCAGCGGUGGAAGCUCCAUCAAUUUCUUAGAGGAGUCUCAUUUAACAACAGUGCUCAGAAUGAGGUUUUCUUCAAUGAGAAUGGGGAGAUAGUAGCUGCACUGGAUAUUAUCAACUUGAAACUUUUCUCCAAUGAUUCCUUUCUCCGUGUGGAAGUUGGGAGCAUGGAUCCUCAGGCUUCUCCAGACAGUGCAUUCAUCAUCAAUGAGGAUGCCAUUACAUGGCACAGCUGGUUUAACAAGACACGGCCACUUUCUGUAUGUACUGAGAGUUGCCAUCCUGGUUCUAGCAAGCAGGUGAAGGAGGGGGAGCCACACUGCUGCUAUGACUGUAUCCCAUGUCCAGAAGGGAAGAUUUCAAACCAGGAAGAUAUGGGUGACUGUAACACAUGCUCAGCCAAAGACUAUCCAAGUAAGAAUCGGGAUUACUGUAUUCCCAAGAUGGAAACCUUCUUGUCUUAUGAAGAACCUCUGGGGCUCAGUUUAGCCGUCUUUGCUCUUUCCUUUUCUUUGAUCACAGCUGUGGUGCUGGGAACAUUUAUGAAGCACCACAAGACUCCUAUAGUCAAAGCCAAUAACCAGGACCUUUCCUACACUCUCCUCAUUUCCCUCCUGCUUUGCUUCCUUUGCACAUUGCUAUUCAUUGGUCAACCUCAGAAGAUGACUUGCCUCCUCCGACAAACGACCUUUGCCUUCAUCUUCUCAGUGGCUGUAUCUUCUGUUCUAGCUAAAACCAUCAUGGUAGUUCUGUCUUUCAUGGCCACCAAACCAGGAUCCAGAAUGAGGAAGUGGUUGGGGAAGGAGCAGGCCAUCUCCAUUGUUCUUUCCUGCUCCCUUAUCCAAUCAGGGAUCUGCAUUGUGUGGCUGGGAAUGUCUCCUCCAUUUCCCGAUGUUGACAUGCACUCAGUGGCUGAAAAAAUUGUACUGGAAUGUAAUGAAGGCUCUGUGACUAUGUUUUACUGUGCCUUGAGCUACAUGGGCUUCUUGGCAAUUAUCAGUUUCACUGUAGCCUUCCUUUCCAGGAAGUUACCUGGUAGUUUCAAUGAGGCCAAGUUCAUCACUUUUAGCAUGUUGGUCUUUUGCAGUGUUUGGUUGUCUUUUGUUCCAUCCUACUUAAGCACCAAAGGAAAAUACAUGGUGGCUGUGGAGAUCUUCUCUAUCUUAGCCUCCAGUGCUGGAUUGUUGGGUUGCAUCUUUUUCCCCAAAUGUUACAUUAUUGUGUUGAGGCCUGAGCUGAACAACAGGGAACAGCUAACACGGAAAUGUUAA
Molecule: messenger RNA, 2556 nt
Organism: Elgaria multicarinata webbii
Lineage: Eukaryota; Metazoa; Chordata; Lepidosauria; Squamata; Anguidae
Product: vomeronasal type-2 receptor 26-like
Exons: 6
Coding region: 1-2556 (851 amino acids)
Biological process (GO): G protein-coupled receptor signaling pathway
Cellular component (GO): plasma membrane
Molecular function (GO): G protein-coupled receptor activity
Source: RefSeq, a predicted model, not a curated record